This is a messenger RNA of Cadophora gregata, 651 nucleotides long. RefSeq lists its product as uncharacterized. Bases 1 to 651 code for a protein of 216 amino acids. Lineage: Eukaryota; Fungi; Ascomycota; Leotiomycetes; Helotiales; Ploettnerulaceae. The record is from RefSeq and is a predicted model, not a curated record. Gene Ontology annotation, molecular function: acyltransferase activity, transferring groups other than amino-acyl groups. The transcript has 3 exons.
AUGGAAAUCGAGAUAUACGAAGGAUCGGAGAAAGAUGUCGUACUGAUGCCUGAAAUCUUCGUAAAAGGAAUGCUGCAAGAUGUGCAGUGGUCAGCAUUAAUGCGAGAUGUGAAAUUCGAGGACUGGCUAGCAUGGCAGCUGGAGUAUUUCAAACUUCGGUGGAAGUUACCUGACAAGAGGCUCUUCUUUGCGAGGGAGAUUAGUACUGGGAAAAUAGUGGGCUACAGCAUCCUAGGUCUACCAGGAAAGUGGACCAAAGAGCAACUUGAAGCGUCGUCCGGUGUGCCGCCACUGCCAGAGGGAGUCGACAAAGCGUUGUUGAAGGAGAUGGUAGGUUUGAUUGGCAUAUCUAAAAAUUACGGCUAUGAUUCAAAGAUACACUACCACCGAAAAGGAAUAGCAGUGCUGCCUGAAUACCAGAGAAAGGGAAUCGCAACCAAGCUGUCUCGGCGUCUUGACGAGAUUGUGGACGAGAACGUAGGAUUGACUUAUGUUGCCACUGUGCCAGCUUCCAUGAUGCUUUUUAAGACACAAGGCUUUGAGAUUAUUGGAACGGAGUCAAUGGACAUGACAAAGUUUGGGGGCACGCCGGAGCAGGGGAAGAACUAUGUCAUGCUGAGAAAACCUCAACUCAAAACAAAGCAGGUGUAA